This is a messenger RNA of Amyelois transitella, 4082 nucleotides long. RefSeq names its product GDP-mannose 4,6 dehydratase (gene Gmd). The transcript has 7 exons. Lineage: Eukaryota; Metazoa; Arthropoda; Insecta; Lepidoptera; Pyralidae. Gene Ontology annotation, biological process: GDP-mannose metabolic process. The record is from RefSeq and is a predicted model, not a curated record. Gene Ontology annotation, molecular function: GDP-mannose 4,6-dehydratase activity. The coding region runs from base 318 to 1421 and encodes 367 amino acids.
UUGAUUGAAUUGAAUUGAAAGCAAAAUUGAACUAAAAGUCGAAAAAACUUCGAACCGGCCCAGAAUAAAAAUCUUUUUGAUGUUUAAAUUUAUAUUUUAACAAGUUUGUGUUAAUGAAUCAUUUUCAAGAUAUAAACAUUCUAUGUAGAUGAUUAUAUAUGAAUUAAAACUAAGAACUAGCCACACCGUUUAACAAAAAUCGUGUACAAUACGUGGAAUGUUGUGUAUUGUUUGUGAUAAGCUUAUCACAAAGCAACUCUCAUAGCCAGCCGACGUCUCUGUUGUAAAAGUAGCAUUUGUUUUAUUGAUUCCUUAAAAUGUCUGGUGACGAUGCCGGCAGUAGUGCAAAUAUUACAAACAGUAAUAACAAAAAAGUGGCUCUUAUAACCGGCAUUACAGGACAGGAUGGAUCAUACUUAGCAGAAUUCUUAAUAGAAAAAGGUUACGAAGUGCAUGGCAUCCUGCGGCGUUCGUCGUCGUUCAACACGGGCCGCAUCCAGCACCUGUAUGGACAGCCCACCUGCCACACGGGGGGCAGGAUGCACCUGCACUACGGGGACCUCACCGACACCACUUGCCUCAUCAGUAUUAUCACUAAGGUCCGGCCGAACGAGAUCUACAACCUGGGCGCGCAGUCGCACGUGAAGGUGUCGUUCGAGCUGAGCGAGUACACGGCGCAGGUGGACGCGCUGGGCGCGCUGCGGCUGCUGGAGGCGGUGCGCGCGGCCGGGCUGGCGGCGCGCGCGCGCGUGUACCAGGCGUCCACGUCGGAGCUGUACGGGAAGGCGGCGGAGGUGCCGCAGACCGAGACCACGCCGUUCUACCCGCGCUCGCCUUAUGCGUGCGCGAAACUAUACGGCUACUGGAUCGUGGUGAACUACCGCGAGGCGUACGGCAUGUUCGCCUGCAACGGGCUGCUGUUCAACCACGAGAGCCCGCGCCGCGGCGAGAACUUCGUCACCCGGAAGAUCACGCGCGGCGUCGCCAAGAUCACGCUGGGGCUCAUGCCGCACCUGGAGCUGGGCAACCUGGACAGCAAGCGCGACUGGGGCCACGCCAAGGACUACGUGGAGGCGAUGUGGCUGAUGCUGCAGCAAGAGAAGCCUGAAGAUUUCGUGGUGGCAACAGGCGAGGCUCACAGCGUCAGGGAGUUCGUGGAGAAGGCGUUCGCGGUGGUGGGCACGCGGCUGCAGUGGCGCGGGCGCGGCGCCGCGGAGACGGGCCACGACGCGGGCUCCGGCAGGCUGCUGGUCAAGGUCAACCCCAAGUACUUCCGCCCGACUGAAGUGGACCUGCUGCUGGGCGACCCGUCGAAGGCGCGGCGACAGCUGGGCUGGGCGCCGCGCGUGUCGUUCUCGGAGCUGGUGCGCGACAUGGUGCAGGCCGACCUCGCCCUGAUGCGGGCCAACCCCGAGGCCUAGUUUGUUGAGAACACCAUCACUCAAUUCGAGUGGAGCGGGUCUUCAUAUACGGGACAGACCAAAAAGCAAAAGGACUGCAAUAAGAUUCUAAAUCGACGAUAUGUGAUGUACCUAUAUUUAUUUUAAUCCACAAGAAAGUAAAAUGUCUGAAUGUUUUUUACAGAAACUUUGCACAUUUUUACUCUUGUUACUUUAUAUAUUAAUUUUAUACAGGGUGACAUUUAAAACAACCGCAUCCUUUUAAACAUAGACUAUACCCAUGCUUCUGAGCCGUUUGAGCCUAUUUUUAUUUAAAUUAAACGUCAUCAUUUUCACAUUUAAAAAACCCUCAAAAACUACGUCACACGCUUUAAUACAGACGAAUACUACAAAAAGAAAUUAAAACUAAACAUGUAAAUAAAUGUCUGAAAAAUAAAUUAUUUUUCUAGUAUCAAGAUUAAGUAAAGUACCUACAGAGUUGUCGAGAUCGCUCAGCUGAAUGAAUUGUGUCGUUGACCUCUCAAUAUUACGCGUCGCUUUUCCGCCGGCCGGGGUGAUAUGACGUAUUUAGGAUCGUGGAUUUUGAUACUUUUAUUUUUUUUCGGACUUUUUGAAAUAUGAACCGAUAAUUUUCUUUUAACGUUUUUUAAUAACCUUUAGAUGAGUAAAAUUAACAGUUCAAUUUAUGCAGCUGAAUUAAAAGUCACUCUGUAUAUGGAAUUAAUUUUUACUUACAAGAAUGUAGUAUAGUAUUUCGUAAAAUAUGCUUUCAGUUAAGAUUAAAAAUGCAUAGAAUAGUGCAUGUCAAUCGACAACACCGCACAUAGCAAUAGUGCCAUAUAGAUGUCAUUGAGACAAAUUCAAAAUGGAUUCAAAAAUAAAUCAAUAGUUUCCAGAUUAGCUACUGUUACUGCCCGAAAAGUGAAUGAUAGGAUAGAUAUAAACACACGUUUAGAACCAGAAGGCAAAAUCAUAGAUAAAGGGUAAAAUGAUAUUAAUCAAGUGCAAAACUAAAAAGCUGAACGUGGCCUAUCAGUGUUUUCAAGACUGUAGGCUAUGUCUACCCCGCAAGGGAUAUCGACGUGACCAUAUGUAUGUAUGCAAAACAAAUGUAUGCGAUGCGACUGGUUGACCGAAUACUUGAAUAAGAAUUGCUAAGACUGGGCAGCAGUAGGUAUAUUUGGCAAAUGUUCUUUAUUAUAAUGCAUUCUGUUCUGCGUGGUAUGCGACUUGUUGUUUUUCCUCGCCUUCAGAUUAGAUUCGAAGUCUUCAAAAUUGUUAAGGUAUCUGGGUUUCUAUUAAAGAAACCACUUGUCGCGACUUAAAUGUGAAUAUCACUCAGUGCCUUGGCGCCGUCGCUGACUCGAUGACAGGCUUGUUUCAGUGAGAACGAUCUUCAAUCUAAUUGAUUAUAAUUAUCUUGUCUAUCGGAAUGAAUCAUCGUCUGAUUCUAUUAUAUGUGUAAAGUAUAUGAUAUUUAUACUACGUACAGUCACCGGCUCACUACCACACCAAGUACCAGUACACGUCUGUCUGCGAUUGCCGCUCGCAAGCAACUGUCAAAAUUCAAAUUCAAAAUUUUUAUUCAUUAUUAUAGGAUACUAUUAUAUCACUUAAUAAUUGUCGUAUGGUUUAACAACAUUGGUUGACGUCAAAUAAAUUACUUAAAAACUAAGUUUACUGCCGCUUCCAAGGCGUCAGUGCAGAAGAAGCGGUAACAAACUGCACUGCAGCAUUUUCUUCAACAACGUCAACUUCACAACUUGUCAACUUGACAUUUAUAAUACCGACUUGUGUGUGUGAGACAGCGUCUUGUAUCCAUUACUAGAUACAAACACUACAAUAUGUAUCAUGUCUCGAAGCACAACAACAGAGAGAAUGCCGACCAAUAUAUUUAAGCUGUAUUAUUCAUGUCACAAUGUAUUAACUAAUAUUGCUAGAUGUCUAAGUAUUUUGAGGUUAAUUUAGGUUUGUACUGAUGAAGUGUCGCUUGUACUGACAGCAGUACACUAUCAACCUGCAUUUAGCAACACAAGGUCUGCAAAAUAGUCGAUAUUGUUUUAAUAUCACUGUCUUUGAUACAUGGUAUUUUACGUGGAAUGGAACUGUAUUAACAAAACAACUAAAACUUCACUUUUUCUUUACUUAUAUCGAACUGUUUUCAAUUUCCACAAAUAAACAUAACAAACUUUUACUUGUUCCGUUCUUUUCCAUAAUAUCUUUUUUUGUAGCCUACAACAAACACAUAUAGGUUGCAUAUUAUCCAGACCUAUGCUCUUGACAAAUUUAGUUUCUAGUUGAUUCGAUUUCUAUUAAAUAGAGCCAUGACAAGUGACUGUAUGCAAUUAAAACAAUGCUGGUGCAAUGGAGAGAGAAUAUUUAUACGUAGAUUUAGUUGUUUAAUACACGUUUUAUUUUUGAUAUAAGAUACCAUCUUGUGCUUUGGAAUACAUACAUUCCAGGCUGGUGAAAAAUGUUUAUUUCUUUUUGAUUUUUUUUUAAUAAUACAAAACUUAUAAGUAUUGUACAGAAAAUAUUUAAUUAGCUUAUUAUGGGAAGUUUAUUACUUUCGUUGUUUAUGUAUGUUUUAACACGUUUAAACCUGUAAUUACGUAAUAUAAGGAAUAGCAAAUUGUAUUAUUGUAUAUACUUGUCAGAAUAAAAAGUAAAUUGUAAACAUGU